CAAAUUGUCUUUGCGCACAGGAAGCCCGAGAUAAGAACAGGGAGAUAACGCUGGAAGACAUGCAACACCACAACACAACACCAUCGAACUCCUAUCAACCCAGUGAGAUAAAGACACGGGUCGACUCGAUCGCUGCUGGUUGUACCUCCAUCUUGUGUUGUGUUGUGUUGUGUGUAAUUCAACGAUGUUGUAGAAUGCUUGUUGUAGUUCUGAUCUUUGUUGUCCUGGGCUGCACAGGUAAGAAUUCAACAUGUGUCGGUGGACGUUCUGAGCACGAGUUAUUUAUCUUGAAUUAGCGCGCAUGUUUUAGUUUAAGAUUUAUUUCUGAGAUAAGCAAAAGUAUAAAAGAAGAUUAUCAAUGGUACCAUUACUUCUUAUCAAGUUUAAAAAAAACAAAGAAUUAUCCAUCUAUCCUUUCAUAAUAUAUAUUCUGAGAAUAUCUCCUAUAUCUCUUUGUCCAUCUAUCAAUAUAUAUAUUUGAUUCAUGUUUUUUAUUCUCUGACCCACCAUUCCAUUAGCACAUGUUGUUCGUUGAGUUAUUUCACCGUACACUUCAUCCAACAGGUGCGGCAAAUGAUUACGGAUGCCCACCGAGUGUGUCGGUAAACCAGUUCCUCCAGGUUUAUGGAAGCUAUUGCUUUGAGUUCGUAUUUUUUCAACCCCGCGAUUAUCCCACGGCUGCCGCAUACUGCUCGGCCCAUGGGGGGACGCUGGCCCUCGUCAAGUCUCGCAACAUCGAAUUAUUUCUGGAGAACCAGAUAAUCCACACGUACUACCGACAUUCUGAGGUUUGGAUUGGUCUCAGCAACCGGAAGGACCAGGCCGCGUUCCAGUGGGAGGACGGGACGACUCUCAACUACACCAACUGGGCGACCGCCAUUGGCGGCGGCGACUCGCCAGACAGCGGGUCGCCCCGAUGUGUGGCCCUGAGCCCGGGUCAGGGGGGCAGGUGGGUGCCGGAGAGAUGUGUCGCCAACCAGCUGGACGAGCUGACCGGAUUCGGUAAACCUUUCGUGUGUCAGUACCCCAGAUACCAGGCACGGACCACCGUGGCCACCCCGACCAACUUUACCGACAUGGAGCUGACGCCGGGGCCCCAAUCCACGGUGUCCACAAUCUCCAAAACUUGCCCGGCGUUCACCUGUGAUUUGGAUUGUGGGAUGGAUGGGUUUAAGAAAGACGGGGAGACGGGAUGCUCACUCUGUGAAUGUGACACGAAAUGAUGACACGAAAUGAUGACACGAAAUGAUGACACGAAAUGAUGACACGAAAUGAUGACACGAAAUAAUGACACGAAAUGAUGACACGAAAUAAUGACACGAAAUGAUGACACGAAAUAAUGACACGAAAUUAUGACACGAAAUAAUGACACGAAAUGAUGACACGAAAUAAUGACACGAAAUAAUGACACGAAAUAAGGAUUCAAUAUUGUCUUGAACGAGAUUAUAAAUAAUAAAUUAUGGCUAAAUUA
Lymnaea stagnalis (great pond snail) is the source of this 1471-nucleotide messenger RNA. NCBI's taxonomy places the organism in Eukaryota, Metazoa, Mollusca, Gastropoda, Lymnaeidae. The record is from the annotation of a GenBank genome assembly.